ACAAAGCUCAGAAGAAAUCAUGGCAGAAAUAGAAGUCGCUCCCGCCGCCCCGGCCCCGGACAAGGCAGUACCCGCCAAGAAGAAGAAGGCGGCGGCCAAAGCCAAACCGGCCGGCCCCAGCCUGAAGGACCUCAUCGUUAAAGUUCUGUCCGAGUCCAAGGAACGCGGCGGGACGUCCCUGGCCGCCAUCAAGAAGGGUCUGGCCGCCGCCGGAUACGAUGUGGACAAGAACAAGUCCCGCAUCAAGGUCGCCAUCAGGACUCUGGUUGCCAACGGGACCCUGAACCAGACCAAGGGCACCGGCGCUUCCGGGUCCUUCAAGCUCGCCAAGAAGGCCGCCGAGCCCAAGAAGAAGAAGGCCGCCGAACCCAAGAAAUCUCCCGCCAAAGUCACAAAAUCCCCAGUUCAGAGACCUGCUGCGGCCAAGAAGCCCAAAGGGCCGGCAACAAAGAAGCCAGCAACCCCAAAGAAGUCUUCCAAGUCGGUGAAGGCAGCAGCGAAACCCGCCAAGAAGCCAAAGAAGAACACAACGACCCCCAAGAAGGCCACCAAAAAGCCUGCAGCAAAGAAAUCCGCCCCGAAGAGGGCUACUGGUGCCAGAAAACCCAAGAAAGCAGCACCCAAGAAGAAGUGAAGCUCCACAUAAUUAAUUUACACAAAGGCUCUUUUAAGAGCCACACACAUUAAUUAUAAAGAGUUGUUUCCUAUCUCCUAUCUCUAUCGUUACAUCAUUAAUAUAUCAUAACGACUGAAGGAG
Molecule: messenger RNA, 757 nt
Organism: Centropristis striata (black sea bass)
Lineage: Eukaryota; Metazoa; Chordata; Actinopteri; Perciformes; Serranidae
Product: histone H1-like
Exons: 1
Coding region: 20-634 (204 amino acids)
Biological process (GO): nucleosome assembly; negative regulation of DNA recombination; chromosome condensation
Cellular component (GO): nucleosome; nucleus
Molecular function (GO): double-stranded DNA binding; structural constituent of chromatin; nucleosomal DNA binding
Source: RefSeq, a predicted model, not a curated record